This is a messenger RNA of Dermacentor silvarum, 1808 nucleotides long. Its product is annotated as probable cytochrome P450 49a1. Gene Ontology annotation, molecular function: heme binding; iron ion binding; oxidoreductase activity, acting on paired donors, with incorporation or reduction of molecular oxygen. Lineage: Eukaryota; Metazoa; Arthropoda; Arachnida; Ixodida; Ixodidae. The record is from RefSeq and is a predicted model, not a curated record.
AGUAGAUCGUGAAAGCCUGCCCGAUUAUCAGCACAACUGCCUCGUUUAGGCCGGCCGCGCGGCAACGCAGAGUAAACGUUGAAAGGACUUCACACCCUCCGCUUCAGUGGUUGGAGACCCACUAUCGAGAAUGCAAGCGCAAAUUUUCCCCGUCAGAGCUUUUGCAGCAGCGAACAACCGGCGAGCCUGCAGCAACGCAGUCGCCGGCCUUUCGAACGCAAACCAUGCUUUUCAAGCGAAGCCCUUUGAGGCGAUACCGAGGGUACCAUCUCUCCCUCUGGUAGGCAGCUCCUGGAUGUACUUUCGCCUACUCGGUAAGCACCACCCCGACCAGAGGCACAAGGCAUCCAUGGAAAUGUACAAGAAGUAUGGGCCUAUCGUUGUUGAGAAGCUGCCGGGCCGCUACUCUUUAGUGCACCUGUUUACAGGCGCCGAUAUUCGAAAGCUAUACCAGGAGGAAGGCAAGGAGCCGUUCAGGAUGGGUGCAACGGCCUUCAAGGAUUACCGAGCGAGCAGGCCGGAGUACUACGCUGACGUGGGCAUACUGAACCUUCAGGGAAAAGACUGGCUUAAAGUUCGGAUGAGCACGCAAAAGCACACACUGCGUGUCCGAACAACAAUGUCCUACUUGCCGAGCAUGAACAAGAUCGCGGAAGAGGCUUUGGACCUGCUCGACCAACUCAUGGAUAAAAACGGCAAAGUGGAAGACUGCUUCUCAUUCCUGCAGAGGUGGGCUCUUGAAAGCGUCGCUUUGGCCUCCGUCGAUGCUCGGCUUGGCUCUCUGCGGUAUCCGCUUGAUCGGACUCUUGACGGCCCCGCCAUAUUGGACGACAUGACAACAACAUUUGCUUGUAUGCAAAAGUUCGGAUACCGGUUUCCAUAUUUUCGUUAUGUACGCACGCCGGCCUGGCGACGUUUCGAGAAAGCCAUGGAUGACUUCACGGUGCGUAUAUUCCGGCACAUUGAGGCCGCAGCUCAGCGGAUGACUUCUGAAGAGCCCGAGCAUGAGCCAACUAUUCUGGAACACAUGCUUAGAGAGAAAAAGCUAACAUUUGGUGAAAUUUUAACGUUCACCAGUGACUUCAACCUCGCAGGAGUGCACACGACGGCAACGGCAGUGACAUUCCUUCUGUUUCACCUCGCGAAGAAUGCACGGGUUCAGUCGAAAGCACGCGAAGAAGCGCUAGCUGUGCUCGGGGACAAGUCGAACUCUGUUGAACCACAUCAGCUGGAGAAGAUGCCGUUUAUAAAGGCCUGCCUGAAAGAAAGCAUGCGGUUGGCCCCAAGCCUGCCGGGAAUCUACAGAAAACUGGACCACGACGUCGUCAUGUCAGGCUACGUUGUUCCCGCCGGGGUGCCGAUAUUCGUGGACGGAUUUGUUGCGGGCCGCGCCGAAGAAAACUUCUCAUGUCCGCAGCUGUACCUUCCAGAGCGCUGGCUGAAAGCAGACCAAGAAAUUCUGCCCCACGACGGAUAUGCUUCUCUGCCCUUCAGCUUUGGUCCACGAAUGUGCCUUGGAAGGAGAAUAGCGGAACUACAAAUCUGCACGCUCAUGGCCAAGAUUUUGAUCAGGUACAGCAUUGAGUACUCGAGAGAGAACCUCGAGUGGCAUGGACAACUCAUCAACAUCCCAAAGGACCCUACGGACUUUUGCUUCAAGAAGCUCCGACCACCGGUGCACCGUGACUCCAACUAGGUGUCUAAAAGCGCCAGCCGUAACCAACGCGUAAAUUACUGCAGCACAUGGUGCUAUCUCUUCGACGAAUUUUAGAACUGUGGCAGGCGCUGAAAAAUUUGCGCAACGUCAC